Xenopus laevis (African clawed frog) is the source of this 1196-nucleotide messenger RNA. It is a transcript of the gene tipin.S, whose product is annotated as timeless interacting protein S homeolog. The record is from RefSeq and is marked provisional. Gene Ontology annotation, cellular component: replication fork protection complex; nucleus. Gene Ontology annotation, molecular function: DNA binding. Lineage: Eukaryota; Metazoa; Chordata; Amphibia; Anura; Pipidae. Gene Ontology annotation, biological process: replication fork processing; DNA damage response; replication fork arrest.
UAGUAGCGCGUGUGGCUGCGGGCUGUGUAACGUGCAGGAUAGAUUGCAAAUGACGGAUCCUCUUGAAAAUGGACUAUUCGACCUGCCAGAUUAUGAGCAUACAGAAGAUGAGAAUUUCCCACCUUUGCCUCCACCGCAUUCGCCAGGAGCUGGUGACGAAGCAGAUGGAGACGACUGGACAGAGAAUGCUGGACAGACACAGAGAGACGAAGCCCCAAAACCUGCCAGACGUGUCGUUAAAAGACCACAACCUAAACUAGAUGGACAAAGGCUUGCCUCAAAGCGUGGAUUGCCAGCCUUGCGGCACAUGUUUGAUGGUGUUAAAUUUAAAGGGAAAGGCCAUGAGGCAGAAGACCUAAAGAUCCUGCUCAGACAGAUGGAGAACUGGGCACACAGGCUGUUCCCCAAGCUACAGUUUGAAGAUUUUUUGAACCGACUUGAAUCAAUGGGAAACAAAAAAGAAGUGCAGACUUGUUUAAAGAAGAUCCGCAUGGACCUCCCCAUUGUACAUGAAGAUUUUUUUAGUGAAGAAGUUGUAGUUCAGACAGAGGAUCACGACAUAGACAUGCCCUCUGAAGAAUUCUCUUUUCCCGAUGAGGUCCGUGUUCCUUCUCAGUCACAGCCUGUUAAGGUGGAUCUCAGUGAGGAGACUCUGCAGAGGAUUGAGAGGAAUAGACUAUUGGCUUUGGAGAGGAGGAUGGAGAAGAUGCAAGCCCAAGCAGAGAGUCAGACUCUGUCUCAGGCAACUCAGUCUGAUCCUGACGAAAUUCCUGAUGAUGCUUUUGAUGCUGAAAUGCUAGAUGCUGUUGAGAGCAUGGAGAUCAUCCCCACAUCACAGCAGUCUCCAGAUCCUGUGGAUAAAGACUUGUCCCUUGGACUACAUAGUCAGGACCUACAUGUGCAAGAAAUCAAGCAGUCCCCUGCACCAUGUUCUAAACCACAGGAUGAUCCCCUGCCAGAGAAGGCACUCAGUGUUGUUGAUUCUGAUCUCCCUUCAACCUCGGAGCCUACCUCACCAAGAAAGCCUCUUGCAGAACUGCCCAAUACUUCAGAUCCUGAUCCAAAUCCUUCACCAAGUGCCACAACUCCGAGCGAAGCCCUUGCUUAUGCAAACACUAAUGAAGAAGAGCAUUGAUCGUUAUAGAUCAUAAUUAUGCAGUUUUUGUUAUCCAAUAAACUUUUAUUUCAGCAUUGGA